AAUUAUUAUUCAACAAGCAGUGGAUUCGUAUAGUUUUCAAAAUAGGUUAGGAUUUUUAGGUUAUCCUCAAUUAUCUUGAAAACACUUUUUUGCAUUAUUAAUACUGUACCCAGAUAAAUAAAUACAAUUCAACUUCAAUUAUAUGUAAGUUAUGGAGUAACUCUGCUUAAAAACCGUCAACUUAGAAAUUUUCCAAUACAUUUUACGCUUUGGAAAAAUGGAGACUCGACUACUGCAUUUACCGAUUUUCCGUUCGAUGCUGAAGAAUAUCAAUCUGGGCAAAUCAUGGUGUUUCACAAGAUCCUUAUCUACUCAAACCAAUCCUGCCCCUAUUGAGGCAGCGGCACCAACACUUCAAGCCAGCAAAAACCCAAUGGAUUACCCGGACUACUUCCAGGUGCACAACAUCUUCACCGUGGAGGACAUGUUUAGAGCCCGCGUGCACUUUGGCCACAAGGAAGGCUCGCUGGACCCCAAGAUGACGCCAUUCCUUUUUGGUUCGCGACUUGGUCACCUCAUAUUUGACCUUGACAAAACAGCUGAUUUCCUGAGACAGGCGCUCAAUUUCACUGCGCAUAUCGCUUACCGAGGCGGUGUCAUUGUUUUCAUAGGCCAGUCGCCGCAAAACUGUCACCUGAUCGAGGACUGCGCGCGCGCAUGCGGCGAGUACGCGCACACACGCGCCUGGCGAAUCGGCACCUUCACCAACUCGACCAUGGUGUACGGUGCAGUCACCCGGCUGCCAGACUUGUGCAUCUUCCUCUCCACACUGCGAACAGUUCUUGACGAACACUUCGCCGUCAUCGAGUGCGCCAAGAUGCUGGUGCCGACUGUCGGCAUAGUUGACAGUAACUGCAACCCGAAUCUGAUCACGUAUCCGGUGCCAGGAAACGACGACAGCCCCGCCUCGGUGCAGUUCUACUGUCGAGUGUUCAAGGAGGCCAUCAGGCGUGGCAAGGCGGAACGGGAGAGGGUUUUGGGGCGGUCAAACAGUGAGAGUGACAAUAAAUUAGUUGAGGGAAAGUAGUUGAAACUGUUAACUAGUUGAAAAUGUAAACUAGUUGAAAUGUUCAACUAUUUGAAAGUGGUUGAAACUGUUAACUGGUUGAAUAGGUAAACUAGUUGAAACGGUAAACUAUUUGUAACUGGUUGAAAAAAUGAAAUUGAUUUAGGGCCUGAACACAGGAUCUGCGAUCGAGGAUAUAGUUGGAGUUCUUGGGGGAUAAUGUUAUAAAUACCUAAAGCUGCGUUUACACCAAAGUUAUUAACAAAUUAUUAUUAACAGUUUAUUUCUCCGUCCUUAUAGAUUCUAUUAGAUUGAACAUAAAUUAUCAUACACAUGAUGAAAGUAUGUGUUUGUCAAGUUCCGUUCAAUCUAAUAGAAUCUAUAAGGACGGAAAAAUAAAUAUUUUGUUAAUAACUUUGGUUUAAACGCAGCUUGAGCUGGCCACUAACGACAGGACAUAAUGUUCAUCAUGUAUGUUUUGUCAUCAGCAAGUGGCUACUAACAUAGAAUAAACCACUGGAAAAUUACAAAUUAUAAUGAUACAAAAAAUAAUUUAACCUCAAAUAGAGCAGUAAAUAAAAAAAAUAAACAAAAAAUCUAACCACGAAAGUUUUGUUAGAAGCAUUCUGCUGUGAUGACACAACAAUCUAUGACGAUAUGUGUGUAUUCACAUGUUCAACACACUGUACUAUCGUUAGUGGCCAUCCUAAGAUAUACAAGUCGACCCAAGACUGCUGCCCUCUGUGUGUCUCUAGACCCUAAAUCAAUUUAAACUUUCAUUGUUCAAAAGUCAAAUUGGUAAACCAUUUGAAUUAGUUUAUCAACUAGUUUCAAUCUACUUUGUAACCAACUUCAAUUCAGUUGAAAAACUGCAAGUUGCAACUAGUUGACAAGUGUGAAUGGAAAGUAGUAUAGUUGCGUGGAAGUGUACGUAAUGAAAAGUAAGCAUGUAAAGUUUUAAUAAAGAGUUAGUGUUGUAUUGAAAUGUU
Molecule: messenger RNA, 1995 nt
Organism: Nilaparvata lugens (brown planthopper)
Lineage: Eukaryota; Metazoa; Arthropoda; Insecta; Hemiptera; Delphacidae
Gene: mRpS2
Product: 28S ribosomal protein S2, mitochondrial
Exons: 4
Coding region: 218-1027 (269 amino acids)
Biological process (GO): translation
Cellular component (GO): ribosome; mitochondrial small ribosomal subunit
Molecular function (GO): structural constituent of ribosome
Source: RefSeq, a predicted model, not a curated record